Rotaria sordida is the source of this 1959-nucleotide messenger RNA. Lineage: Eukaryota; Metazoa; Rotifera; Eurotatoria; Philodinida; Philodinidae. The record is from the annotation of a GenBank genome assembly.
AUGUCUUUUUCUAAUAAUAAAACAACUCAAUGUGAACAAGAUUUCGGAAUCCUUCUUCAAGCAGCAUUAAAACAUGAUACAUGGGCAUUGAAAGUACUCGAUGCCUGGGGAAAACCAUUACCAUCUAGUCUAUUAAAAGGAAAUUUAUAUUGGGUUGGUAAUUAUGAUGAAUGUAUACAACCAAUGUAUUUACCCAAUAACAAAACAUUUCUAUCGCAACCAUUUGAUACACAACAUUGCACUAUUGCACCGAAAACAUCUGCACUAAUUCCAACUCCAACGCUUUCUCUUAUUCUUGGUAUUUGUGUUCCAUCAUCAUGUAAUCGACAAGCUGUUGCUUCUUUGAUUCAUACACUAUUCAAGAAAAGUAAUAUUACAGAAGAUAAUAUUGUUUGUUCAAAUGAUCCUCCUAAUGGACAAAAAGGUCUUACUCAUGGAGCAAUUGGAACUAUUGUUAUUCUCUCAAUUUUGGGUUUACUUGUUUUGAUAGGAACAAUCAUUGAUCUUGUUCUUAUGUCGAGAGAUGAUUCAGGUGAUAAUAUGCUUUCACAUAUGAAUGGAUAUACUCAUUUCAUCAAUGCGGAGAUAUCUGAACAAGCAUCGAUAAAAUCAUCACGAUAUUCACUUCAAACAUUGAUCCCUGCUACACCUCAUACAUUAUUCUUAGCUGAAUUUUCUGCUCUAAAAACUCUUCGUCGAAUAUUUACUAUGAAACAGAAGAAUGAUGAGAAUUCAUUUGUAUUUAUCAAUGGUAUUCGAGUAUUAUCUUUAUUUUGGGUUAUUAUUGGUCAUUCAUUAGUCUUUGGUUUUUCAUUUUCAAUUAAUGUAGUAGAUGUACUUAGUUGGACUCGUAAUAUAUUUUUUCAAUUGAUUAUUAGUGGAGUUCUUAGUGUUGAUACAUUCUUUGUUCUUAGUGGUUUCUUAACAGCAGUCUUAUUUGUUCGACAAGUAGAAAAAGAAGGAAAAUUAUCGUUUCGUUUAAUGAUUCUUUAUUAUAUUCAUCGAUAUAUUCGAUUGACACCAACAUUUCUUUUGAUGAUUCUUGUAAGUAUUAAUUUAACACCAUAUUUUGGUCAUAGUCCUAUCUAUCCAAAACAAGAAGGAUUUGAAUCGACUGGUUGUCGAUCUCAAUAUUGGUGGACAUCUAUUCUUUAUGUUGGAAAUUUAGUGAAAUCAGAGAAUAUGUGUUUAGGUGUUGCAUGGUAUCUUCAUAAUGACAUGCAGUUUCAUUGGAUUGCACCAUUAUCAUUAAUUCCAUUUGUUCUGAGACGAAAAUCAUUCUCUUUUGUCAUUAUUAUUCUUCUAGUGUUGCUUGGAAGUGGAUCAAUUUUAGGUAUUCUACUUUACUAUCCUCAAAUAUCAUUGGAUGAUAUGAAUGGAUUCGCGAAUACUAAUGGUCCUAACUUCUUCGAAUAUAUCUAUAUAAAACCUUGGUGUCGUAUAUCUCCAUAUGCUGUUGGUGUAUUAAGUGGAUAUUUUGUUAUCAAUGUUGGUCGUCAAUAUCGAAUAAAUAAAUGUAUUAAACAUUUCGUAACAAUAUUAAUGAUUGUGAUUGCAUUAGUUUGUUUAUUUGUGACAUAUCCUGAUUAUAUUCUUGUAUCUGGUCUAAGUCGAUCAGAACUUGUUGCAUAUCAAACAUUAUCACGAACACUUUGGUCAAUUGUUAUUGGAUGGAUUUUGUUUUUAUGUAGUACAAAUCAAGGUGGAAUAGUCAAUAAAAUUCUUUCAUGGCCUAUUUGGUCUCCUUUUGCUAGACUUAAUUAUUCAUGUUAUCUCGUACAUGCUACUAUUAUUCUUAUAAUUUUAUUCAAUCAAACAAUGCCUUUAUAUUAUCAAGGACAUCUUGUUGUCAAUAAUUUUGUUUCACAUAUAUUUUUUAGUUAUACUGCAGCAAUUCUAGUGACUAUAUUUUUUGAAACACCUUUUUUUAUUAUUGAAAAGAAACUUUUCAAACGAUAA